This is a messenger RNA of Cucumis sativus (cucumber), 6165 nucleotides long. RefSeq names its product sister chromatid cohesion protein SCC2. The record is from RefSeq and is a predicted model, not a curated record. Gene Ontology annotation, biological process: replication-born double-strand break repair via sister chromatid exchange; establishment of protein localization to chromatin; regulation of gene expression. Lineage: Eukaryota; Viridiplantae; Streptophyta; Magnoliopsida; Cucurbitales; Cucurbitaceae. Gene Ontology annotation, cellular component: Scc2-Scc4 cohesin loading complex. Bases 332 to 5782 code for a protein of 1816 amino acids. Gene Ontology annotation, molecular function: chromatin binding. The transcript is spliced from 28 exons.
AAGAAGAACACAAAUUUCCACUGUUUCCUCACCAUCGCCUCCUCCAUUUUCUUGGCACUCUGCUUAUAAUUAUCAUUAUUUUCCAAAAAUUAAAAUAUUUAUCUGUCCAAAAAAAUUUCCAAUUUUUGCUCAUAAACACAAUUUCCCCGCCAUUUGCUUUUGGUUUGGCCUCUCUCUCUCUCCCCUUUCUUCCUCCAUCGCUAGGGCUCCAUCUUCUUCUCUCCCGCUUUUCCUCUCCUCUGUAAAACUCACCUCCUUCUCAAUUCAACCUUGAUUUCACUUCCUUCAACCUUUUUACUCUACAUGCUCUUCCUCUCCGGCUUUCUUCUCCAUGAGUUUGCCGCUCUCUGCUUCUGCUUCUUCCUCUGCCUCUACCUCCUCCAACCGCGGCAUCGGCUUGUCUAAUACUAUACACUCUGAAGUUGCUCCUUGCUUGCCUUUGCCAUCACUUCCGGUCUUCUUUGGCGCCUCUGACCCUCACCUUCGCCUCUCCGAUCACCCCGACGCUACCUAUGCUACCUCCACCUCUGAUCUUCUCCCUCACUCUAGGAAGAUCGCUGAUCUGCUUCUUGCUACUGAUGUCUCUUACUUAAAUCUCAGAGAAGAUGCUAAGGUUCUUCAAGAAGGGCCUGUGGAGCCUUUUGAACUCUAUGAGGAAGUUCUACGCCAUGAUGGUGACGCCUUCAGUUAUACUGCUCCAGGUCCUAUUAUGGAUCAUGUCUCCAGCAGUACGGCACCUGAUAGGAAAGUUUUUGAGCAAAGACUACCUAUUAGAAAUCAAGUUGAAGGAGACUCUAGAACAACUCAAAGUCAUAAGACUGAACCUGAAACUAUGCCUACUAAUGAUACACAAAUAUCAUCUUCUAGAAAAGUAAAAACUAAGAAGAAAGGCCGUGAUGAAACUUCUUCUGGUAGAACAGACUCUUCUGAGCUUCAAGACAACACCCUUGCAAACACUUGCGAGUUCUUGGAGGACUUUUGUGGUAGAGCUGAAAUUGUCGACGAUGAUCGUGAUGAAUCAGAGUGGCUGGCUCUUCCUCUUACUGAUCUUCGAAUGCUUGUCAAUGAAAUAAUGUCUAUACGUUCGAAGAAACUUCUUCAUUUGGUUCCUCUAGAUAUGCUGACGAGGCUGUUGAAGGUUCUAGAUAAUCAGAUACAUAGAGCAGAAGGAUUAUCUGUUGAAGAAUGUGAACAUUCAGAUUCAGAUGCAGUUGCAGCCAUCUUUUGUGCUUUGGAGUCCAUACAUGCAUCUCUGGCAAUAAUGGCUCACGACCAAAUGCCAAAGUUGCUUUACAAAGAAGAGAUCAUAGAGAGAAUUCUAGAGUUUUCCCGACGCCACAUAAUGGAUAUUAUGUGUGCUUAUGAUCCUUCAUAUCGUGCAUUGCAUAAAGUCAGUGAAAAUGGUGCGUUUGAAGUCAUUGAAGACGAAGAAGAUGGUGACUAUGGUUCAUCGACUAAGAAACGUCGUGCUGUUAAGACUACUAAAAUUAGGAAGCCUGCACUCAACAAGGUAUCUAAUGCUGUUAACACUAUUCUUCAGAAGAUGUGCACCAUUCUCGGUUUACUUAAGGAUUUGUUGUUAAUAGAGAGAUUACCAGAUAGCUGUAUUCUUCAAUUAGUGAAAACGAGUUUUUCUACUUUUUUGGUGGACAAUAUUCAGCUCCUGCAACUUAAGGCAAUUGGUUUAAUUUGUGGGAUAUUUUAUUCAUAUACACAACAUCGUAACUAUUUGAUAGAUGAAUUAGUUCAGAUGCUCUUCAAAUUGCCAUCCACGAAACGAGCUUUAAGAGCAUAUCAUCUACCGGAAGAAGAACAACGUCAAAUUCAAAUGAUUACUGCCCUGUUGAUUCAAUUAGUACAUUAUAGUGCAAACCUCCCUGAAGCUUUGAGGCAAGCGUCAGAUAGUCAUUCCAUUUUUGAAGUUUCAGUUGACAGUAGUUGCCCAACCAAAUGCCAUGAAGCAGCUACAGAGGCAUGCUGUCUUUUCUGGACUCGUGUACUUCAGCGGUUUGCUAAUGUGAAGACUCAAGAUGCAUCUGAAGUGAAAGUAAUGAUGGAAAAUAUGGUUUUGGAUCUACUCACAACAUUAAAUUUACCUGAAUAUCCUGCAUCAGCUCCUAUUUUGGAGGUUCUUUGUGUGUUAUUACUUCAAAAUGCCGGACUGAAAUCUAAAGACAUCUCUGCUCGUUCUAUGGCCAUUGAUUUUCUUGGCAUGAUUGCUGCAAGGUUGAAACGUGAUGCAGUCAUUUCUGCCACAGACAAGUUUUGGAUAUUGCAAGAGUUGGGAAAUAAAGAGGAUGUUGCUGAUCAGAGUUACCCUAAAGAUGUCUGUUCUAUUUGCUUGGAUGGCAGGGUGGAAAAGUGUAUCCUUGUUUGUCAAGGUUGUCAGAGGUUAUUUCAUGCAGAUUGCAUGGGAGGAACUGGAAGGGAAAAUGAAAUUCCUAACCGGGGCUGGUUCUGUCAAAUUUGUCACUGCAGAAAACAACUUCAAGUCUUACAAUCAUAUUGCAAAUCCCAAUGCAAGAAUGAUAGUGAGAAGCGGAAAGAUUGGUCAGAUAAAGGUUCCAAUGCUUCGUGGCUUGUUUCAAACAUUGAAAUUGUUCAGCAGUUGCUUCUGAAUUACCUCCAGGAAGUUGGUUCCACAGAUGAUCUUCAUCUAUUUGUUCGCUGGUUCUAUCUCUGCCUUUGGUACAAAGAUGAUCCAAAAUCUGAGCAGAAAUUUAUUUACUAUCUCUCUAGACUGAAAUCUAUGGCAAUAGUGAGGGAUGGUGGCAAUACUUCCUCUUUAUUGACUAGGGAUUCAGUUAAGAAAAUCACUCUUGCACUAGGACAAAAUAAUUCUUUCUCUAGAGGUUUUGAUAAGAUUCUUCACAUGCUUCUGGCAAGUUUAAGGGAAAAUUCUCCAGUAAUUAGGGCCAAGGCUUUAAGAGCGGUCAGUAUAAUUGUUGAAGCUGAUCCAGAGGUAUUGGGAGACAAACGUGUGCAACUGGCUGUGGAAGGAAGGUUUUGUGAUUCUGCGAUAUCUGUCAGGGAAGCAGCUUUGGAACUUGUUGGCAGACACAUUGCCUCACAUCCUGAUCUUGGUUUUAAGUAUUUUGAAAAGAUUUCUGAGAGAGUCAAAGAUACUGGAGUUAGUGUGAGGAAACGAGCCAUCAAAAUCAUUCGAGAUAUGUGCACGUCAAAUGCAAAUUUCGCAGAAUUUACAAGGGCAUGCAUAGAGAUCAUUUCUCGAGUUGGUGAUGAUGAGUCAAGUAUUCAGGAUCUUGUUUGUAAGACAUUCUAUGAGUUCUGGUUUGAGGAGCCUUCCAGUUCACAAACACAGUUCUUUGGUGAUGAUAGCUCAGUUCCAUUAGAAAUAGCCAAGAAAACUGAGCAAAUUGUUGAAAUAUUGAGGAAAAUGCCAAAUCAUCAACUUCUUGUGACUAUUAUUAAGAGAAACUUAGCCCUUGAUUUUUUCCCACAAUCAACCAAGGCUGUUGGUAUCAACCCUGUUUCCCUCACAUCAGUUCGUAAGCGAUGCGAGUUGAUGUGUAAGUGCUUACUGGAAAGGAUAUUGCAGGUGGAGGAGCGAAGUAACAUGGACACUGAAGUGCGGGCACUUCCAUAUGUAUUGGUCUUGCACGCCUUUUGUGUUGUGGAUCCAAUGCUCUGUGCGCCUGCAUCCAACCCAUCCCAGUUUGUGGUCACUCUCCAACCUUACCUCAAGAGCCAGGUUGAUAAUCGAGUGGUUGCCCAUUUACUCGAGAGUAUCAUAUUCAUAAUUGAUGCAGUCUUGCCCUUGCUACGAAAAUUAUCUCCAAAUGUUGCUGAAGAUCUAGAACAAGACUUGAAACAGAUGAUUGUUCGGCACUCCUUCUUGACAGUUGUACAUGCUUGCAUCAAGUGUCUUUGCUCUUUGAGUAAGAUAGCAGGUAAAGGUGCAUGGGUUGUAGAGUAUCUUAUUCAGAUGUUUUUUAAACGCUUGGAUUCUCAAGGGGUUGAUAACAAACAGCUAGUAGGACGCUCACUCUUCUGUCUUGGGUUACUUAUUCGCUAUGGUAGUCCUUUGCUGAGCAAUUCCAGCAAUAAGAAUGUUGAUAUUACCAAGAGCCUUAGCUUGUUAAAGAUGUACCUGCAGACGGAAGAUUUGGUUAUUAGGGUUAGAGCGCUGCAGGCUUUGGGAUUUGUUCUUAUUGCGAGGCCUGAAUUUAUGCUUGAAGAAGAUGUUGGGAAAAUUGUAGAGGAAUCAUUGUCAUCUGGUUCUGAUGUUCGUCUUAAGAUGCAAGCAUUGCAAAAUAUGUAUGAUUACCUUCUUGAUGCGGAAGGUCAAAUGGGAACAGAUGAAGCUGGUGAUGGAGCUGGCCCUGACACUGUGGAGGGUGGCCAAAGUGUACCUGUUGCUGCUGGUGCCGGAGAUACCAACAUUUGUGGUGGUAUUGUUCAGUUGUAUUGGGAAAGGAUUCUGGGACAAAGCUUAGAUUUAAAUGGUCAAGUUCGUCAAACUGCCCUCAAGAUCGUGGAAGUGGUGCUUCGCCAAGGUCUUGUCCAUCCGAUUACUUGUGUUCCUUAUCUUAUUGCACUUGAAACAGACCCCUAUGAGGCAAAUGCAAAGCUGGCUCACCACUUAUUGAUGAAUAUGAAUGAGAAGUACCCAACAUUUUUUGAGAGCCGCCUGGGGGAUGGUCUUCAAAUGUCAUUCAUUUUCAUUCAAACUAUAAGCCGUGGUUCUGACAAUGCAAAUAAAAAAGUUCAAUCCAAGGGCUCUAGCAAUUUGAAAAGUAGAUCUGAUGGAAGUUCAUUGACUCAAGCAAGACUUGGAGUUUCUCGAAUUUACAAGCUCAUACGGGCAAACCGUGUUUCAAGGAACAAUUUUAUAUCUUCCAUUGUGCGAAAGUUUGACAGCCCACGGAUGAAUGACUCUAUGAUACCUUUCCUUAUGUAUUGUGCAGAAAUACUUGCAUUGUUACCAUUUACAUUCCCCGAUGAGCCCUUAUAUUUGAUUUAUGCUAUUAAUCGAAUAAUACAAGUAAGAGGAGGAGCACUUCAAGAAGAGAUCAAAGCAUUGAGUGUUCAUUUGUUACAAAGGAAUACCCAGAAUGUUACAUAUGAAAAUGGAAUGAUUCAGCUUCCACAACCUGGGUUAUUUUCUGAUAAUAUAAUUUUAUCAGAUAUGAAUGGAUCAGCGGAGCUUGAUCAGCCUCGUCCUAUUUGCAAUUUCAUGUCGAUGGAUCUGAAUCAGCAAAUACCACCAGAGUCAGCUGCCCAUCAUGAAUUGAACAAUAAUAGUUCUAAAUUGGAGGGAAAACUCCACAACAUUUCCUCGAUGGAUUCAUUUAGUAUCUCAAAAGACGAUCUUCAGAAGAUUCAGACCAUGAGCCUGGCAGCUAUUGCACUGCAGCUUCUUCUGAAGCUAAAGAGACAUCUAAAAAUCGUGUACAGCCUGAACGAUGCUCGAUGCCAGUCUUUCAAUCCAAAUGAACCACCGAAACCUGGAGAGUUUCUGUCCAAGCAGAAUGUUCCUUUCGACAUCAGCGAAACAUGCACAACUUUGCCAACAACUUAUCAAGAAUUCAUACAAAGUUAUCAGGAUUUCAAGAACACGCUUAGGGACGAUGCAUUCGAUUACUCCACUUACACUGCAAACAUUAAAAGGAAGCGUCCUACUGUAAGAAAAGGACGGAAAUCUACAAUGGGUGGCGAUGACGAUGACAAUGACGAUGAUGAGGAUUGGAGCGGAGGCAGGAGAUUGAGUAACAGUGGGAGGAAAAGUAACUAUAGCAUGAGAGGAAGUAGACAACGAUGAAGAUAGGUGUAAGUAAAUUGUAAUAUGCAUAGUUUUAGGCUAACUUGUACAUUAAUCAAGUGAAAUAGAAUAGAGAGAUAGGGAAUAGAAUGACAGGGAAGGAAAGAGAAAAAGGGGGGGGGGGGGGGGGGGGGGUAGGUAAUCAAAUCAAUGUGGAAACAGCCAAUAGAAAAAGUUGAGAGCCAGUUUUUCUGUAGUUGUUUCCAUCAUGUAAUUUGUUUUAUUUUUGGGCAAUAUAAUAUUGGUUGCAUUCAUUUGUUAAUGGAAAAGUUCAACCUUCAUUACACAUUAGAUUCCGUAAUUUUGUUUAGGAAAAUUGCUUUUGAAUUCAAAUGCUGCAUAUGAUAGCAUCUAACAAAUAAUAUGCCUUUUUGGAUGUAAAA